Molecule: messenger RNA, 1737 nt
Organism: Triplophysa rosa
Lineage: Eukaryota; Metazoa; Chordata; Actinopteri; Cypriniformes; Nemacheilidae
Gene: hsh2d
Product: hematopoietic SH2 domain containing
Exons: 6
Coding region: 260-1324 (354 amino acids)
Cellular component (GO): cytoplasm
Source: RefSeq, a predicted model, not a curated record
ACGUCGUCAUGAAUAUUUAUAAGAUCGUACCGACACGGUAGCAAGAUUUGAUGUCAAGCAUGAAACAACAGUUUACGUCUGUAAACGUGAUAGACAAUCGUUUAUUAUAAUCGGAUGCUGACUGAUCUUCUAAAAACAUAUUUGUACGUAUGCUUCGAUGUUUACCUCGUUGAAACCACACCUCUGAGCUCACCUGGUCUGCGCUAUUGAGCCGUUUGCCUCGACAGAUUAUUUCCCCCACCAGGAUUGACUGGAUGUAAUGGCGUUCAGUUGGUUUACAGAAUCCCACCGUAGCUGCGUUUUGAAGAACGGAAUUGUUCCCGAAUGGUUCCACGGGAUCAUCUCCAGGAAGGCCGCGGAGGAAAUGUUAAUGUGCAAACCACCCGGUUACUUCCUGAUUCGUGUUAGCGAGAGCAGGGUGGGAUACACAUUAUCAUAUCGUGGUGAGGACCGCUGCAGACACUUCAUGAUUGACUUGUUAUCGGAUAACCAGUAUGAGAUAGUGGGCGAGAAACAUCGUUAUAGUUCCCUCCACGAUCUGGUGGCCUUCCACCGCAGGACCCCCAUUGCCCCCUACUGCCAACUGCUAACCGUGGCUUGCGAACAGGCUGAUAAAAAUAGUUAUGCGGAGUUGCUGUUUCCUCAAAGGAAAAACAUCAACGUUGAGCCGAAUGCAUGGAUGAAUUCUUCAACAGAACACAAUCCAAGCUUGCCCAUCCGAAACGAAUCAUCUACACAAGCAACAAGUCCCACCACAGGACUUUAUCCCAGUUUGGAGACAGAACUGGCCAGUGUAAAUCUACAGAGCAUGGAACUGCCAACAAAGCCUGUUCCAAAGCCUAGAACGAUACAUAAUAUCUCCACAUCUCCAGACACACCACCACAGUUACCACCCAGAGAUUGCUUGCCAAGUCAUCCACCCGCUACCGUUGAGGUAGACAGAUCACAAGGGCCGACAAAGGGAUGUCUUGAAAAACAUCAGAACGCGCCCAUCACACCCUCUGAAGAUAAAGGAACCAACCGUAACCAACAAAAACAGUCGAAAAAUGCCAUCAUGGGCCUGGCACAAAUCAAGAGAAAGCUGAAGAAGAAGCACAGCCAGUGCGAUGAACACACGUAUGAGGAGAUUUUCAAAGAUGCGUGCGACAGGUCUUCCACAUUUUCUGCUUCCAACUCUCGGCACCCGUCGGAAAACGACUACCUCAGGCUGAUUGAAAACUGCCCUGUUGCGUCCCUCGGAACAUCUGAUGGUAUUCCCAACAUUGCUGAUAGGAAAUUACCCAUUGAGUACUUAAAUCCACCCCCGUUUGCACCCGGUUUCUAGGUGUAAACAUACGGGUGGUUUCAUUCAAGCAUGUAUUCGAUCCUAUUUUGUUUGAUCGCACGGUUGUCACAACAUCUCAUUGUUUUUUUUCAUUGUUAUAAUGUUCUGUGCGUGUCGCUAUGCUGUCAUUUCAAUUUGUGUCACAACAUUUUGCAGACAAUGCACUGAAGUUUGUGAUCUGGACAAACCUGUUCAAUGUGGUAAAAUGAUGGUGUGUGUUGAUGUUGUUUAGUGCCUGUGGGCAUAAAUUUGAAUAUACUUCCGGAUUUUAAUAAUUGCUUCCUACAAUGUGACAUUUUGGAACUGUUCAGUUUGUAAAUAUUUGCUGCUUUAAACCUGUGUUGACAGACAACCUAUACAAAGAGAAAAUGGUGGGCAGUUUAAAAAUGUGUAAUAAAACAAUAAAAAUUGCC